AUGCCAAGGCUAUCUACUGAGCUCUUUCAACAUGCAUUCGGGCAUUUUAAUUCCAGAAAACUUCUACUUCACCCUUAUUCAAACCAACAACCAGCUGCUCCACCACCAUCAACCCCACAUACAGAACAUAGCAACUUUGAUGCGAAUGUCGUGAUGGUGUUGUCGGUGCUUCUAUGCGCUCUAAUUUGUUCAAUAGGCUUGAACUCCAUCAUCAGGUGUGUAUUUAAAUGCACACGCUUAGUUGGUUCAGAAAGCAGCAGUAGCCAGGAAAGUACUUUAGUUAAAGCCAACACUGGAAUCAAGAAAAAGGCAUUAAAGACUUUUCCCACAGUCAGCUAUUGGGAAGGAUUGAAGCUACCAGGAUUGGGCAAGGAAUGUGUGAUAUGCUUAGGAGAUUUUUCAACAGGAGAACGAGUCAAAAUUCUGCCAAAGUGCAACCACGGGUUUCAUGUGCGUUGUAUUGAUAAAUGGCUGAGUUCACAUUCAUCUUGUCCAACUUGCAGGCACUCCCUACUUGACACGUGUCAAAAGAUUGUCACAGGUGGGAAUAGCAGCGCCACAUCCUCAACACCCCAACAGCAAGUUUCAACUAAUAACAGUGGUGCGCUCAAAUGUAUUCGAUUAUCUCCAUCAUUCGGAUUAUGUUAUUGA
Lactuca virosa is the source of this 651-nucleotide messenger RNA. The record is from the annotation of a GenBank genome assembly. Lineage: Eukaryota; Viridiplantae; Streptophyta; Magnoliopsida; Asterales; Asteraceae.